AUAACCAGCAUGCACCGCGCACAGGUGAUCUGUUCAGCGCCGGGUCUGCGCUGCUUUUGCACUGUAAUGUUGUCAGUUGCGUUAUAAGAUAAAAAAAUAGUCAUCUCAGGAAUAAUUUUUACAACGAUGACUUAAAACAGAAUCGUAUCGCCAUAAAGGGGUCUUUUACUGUGAAAAUGAAACAUUAGACGCGUUGAAGGCUCUGAUCGUUUGACGAUGUUAACCCCGUCCGGGUGUCGGUGCUUGUCUGCCGGCUUGUGAUGUUCCGGGUGUCCCGGCUCCUCAGGGCGCUUCAGAGGACAGUUUGCAGCGUUAACGACGACAUGCCGAAGGGGAAGUUUUUCUACGCGGUCAGGAAAGGCUUCAAGCCGGGAGUCUACAGCUCAUGGGAUGAAUGCAGGAGCCAAGUGGAGAAAUUCCCUGCAGCCUCCUUCAAGAAGUUCGCCUCGGAGCGGGACGCGUGGGCCUUCGUGCGGGGCGUGGAGCUGUCUGCGCCUCCACGCCAGAGCGCAGAGGCGGAGGUUCCUCUGCUUCCUAAACGGGGCCCGGAGCCUCUGCACUACAUCCCUCUUGGCAAGAGGAGCCGCUCCAGUGAGGAGGAGGAGGAGCUGCAUGCCAAACGGCCGAGAGAGUCGGGAGCACCUUCAUCUGAAGGAACCUCCGACGGCUUCACCUACAUGGGUGAUGCCGUGGUCGUUUAUACUGACGGCUGCUGCUCAUGUAACGGGAAGGCUGGGGCCCGCGCCGGCAUUGGAGUGUACUGGGGCCACAACCACCCGCUAAAUGUGGCAGAGCGGCUAGAGGGACGGCAGACCAACCAACGUGCAGAGAUCCAGGCGGCCUGCAAAGCUCUGCAACAAGCCAAAGAGCACGGCAUCCAAAAGCUGGUUCUCUACACUGACAGCAAAUUCACCAUCAAUGGUGUGACUAGCUGGGUGAAGAACUGGAAACUGAACGGCUGGAGGCUGAAAUCUGGCGGGCUGGUCACAAACAAAGAAGACUUUGUGAAGCUGGAUGAGUUAAACUCCGAGCUGGAAGUGGUGUGGCUGCACAUACCUGGACACUCUGGCUACACAGGCAACGAGCAGGCCGACCGGCUGUCCCGGGAGGGGGCGGGAAAGCCCCUCCAGCAUUCUGACGGGGACCCUGGUUAAAGCUGCUCUUCAGUUCCUCUGUUUGUGUUGAGCAGUGAUUUUUACACUUUCCUCCGAAUAAAGUUU
This is a messenger RNA of Oryzias latipes (Japanese medaka), 1220 nucleotides long. It is a transcript of the gene rnaseh1, whose product is annotated as ribonuclease H1. Gene Ontology annotation, molecular function: magnesium ion binding; nucleic acid binding; RNA-DNA hybrid ribonuclease activity. The record is from RefSeq and is marked validated. Gene Ontology annotation, biological process: DNA replication, removal of RNA primer. Lineage: Eukaryota; Metazoa; Chordata; Actinopteri; Beloniformes; Adrianichthyidae.